Messenger RNA from Fusarium oxysporum Fo47, 986 nucleotides. RefSeq names its product SMP-30/gluconolactonase/LRE family protein. The record is from RefSeq and is a predicted model, not a curated record. Bases 1 to 942 code for a protein of 313 amino acids. NCBI's taxonomy places the organism in Eukaryota, Fungi, Ascomycota, Sordariomycetes, Hypocreales, Nectriaceae. The transcript has a single exon.
AUGCGUUAUGCACUCACGGCAAGUCUCAUAGCUUUCAUCAGUGCCAGAGCCUUUUACUACUCCUCGCUCCAACCAAAGACCCUUGAACUCGUCCAAAUUCCACACACUUGGAUCGAAAACGUUGCCAUUCGUUCCAACGGCGAUCUUCUAAUGACUACAAUCGGAGAAGGCAAAGUAUAUUCUUUCUCUCCGAACAGUACCCCUGCUGAACCCCGCGCUAUUUUCAAAGUUGAGGGAGUGAACGCACUGUCUGGUAUCGCGGAGGUUGGGCAAGAUGUCUUUGCUGUUACUGGAGGCAUCUUUGAGGGGAUGUAUCAGAACGACACCAUGAAUCUUUCCCUUCUCAAGUUUGAUGGUGAUAAGGUCUCCGUGUCUACUGUCUUUCAGAAGUCCAAGUACGGGCCGAUCAAUGGCAUCUUGGCAUUGCCACGCCAUAGACACAUCAUUCUUGCUGCUGAUGCCGAAAGGGGUGAGAUUCUGAGAAUCGAUACAACUACUGGACAUGUUGAAGUAGCUAUCAAAGACAAAGCACUCGCUCCAGUUUCUGGCGGGCCUUUCCCCGUUGGUGUAAACGGGAUCAAGAUUUUCAAUGACUACCUAUACUUCACCAACACCGCUCAUCAGUCCUUCAAUCGAGUCAAGAUUGAUGAUAUGGGAAACAAACUUGGCGAUUUCGAGGUUCUUGCCAAGCUUGAAAAGGGCUCCUCUUAUGUCCCGGAUGGCUUUGCCAUGGAUCUAAAUGGAAACGCGUAUGUUGUUUACUGGCAGGAUAGGGUUGUGAAAAUCACUCGAGGAGGAAAACAAACUGUUCUUGUGGAGGGGCUUCUUGCUGGUCCUAGUAGUGCCACCUUCAGCAACGAUGGAAAGAUUCUGUAUGUUGUUACGUCUGGGCAGAAUAACGAUGCUGUCUCUGGUGGACAGGUAGUAGAAGUCAAGCUGUAAGGUUCUGAGCAACAGCUACCACAAUAUCAAACGAUGAAAUCCGU